CUGAUCACCAUUAACCUCAAUGAAAAAGACAACCUCAAUAACUUCAUCAUAUAAAUCUGUCUCUGCCUCUGUUUCUUCUAUUACUUUACCAUAUUAACCAUGAAGAAGCUUGGUGGAUUCAUGUGCCACUCUCCAGCAGCCACCGCAGUCUGCAUCCCCGCCGAUCCCCGCUCCGCAGUCGUGUCGAGAAGGCUGGCUAGAGCUGACUAUGUUCAUAAUGCCAAUAGCAACCGUGCGAGGUUGGUGAGCAAUGCUGUGAAGUACUCGAAGCUUGUCGAGUCGACGAACUUGAGUGUUCGGAGCAUGGAAACGCAGACCAACAUGAAGAAAUCAGUGCCGGUCAUGCUUUCUCCGCCGCCGGAGAAUGUCUUCCAUGUGGUGGUUAUGAGGGUGGCGCUUCACUGUCAAGGCUGUGCUAGUAAAGUUAAGAGACAUCUCGCCAAAAUGGAAGGAGUGACGUCAUUCAGCAUAGAUCUUGAGGCCAAGAGAGUGACUGUGAUGGGACAUAUUUCACCGCUGGGUGUUUUGGAGAGUAUUUCUAAGGUGAAAAGAGCCGAGUUAUGGCCAAUGUUAAACUAAUCACUUUAUAAUUAAAUGGCUUCUGGCUGUGACAGAACAGUGACUGUGAGAGAGAAUAUGAUUGAAAUGACCAAAAUGGGACACCAAAAGCAAGAAAAUGUGUGUAAUUUGUAAGAUCCCAGUAGGAGUUAUGUGUAAUUUCAAUCUUUUUGUUGGACAAAUUAUCCAUUUUAUUAAUGUUGGUCCUAAAUUAAUUUAAGAGUUAGUGGGUGGAUAUGUUACUAGUUCAUCAUUUGGUUUUAUGAAUUGGAAUCAACUUUUCUUAUGAUGUUAGUGA
This is a messenger RNA of Benincasa hispida (wax gourd), 856 nucleotides long. RefSeq names its product heavy metal-associated isoprenylated plant protein 35-like. NCBI's taxonomy places the organism in Eukaryota, Viridiplantae, Streptophyta, Magnoliopsida, Cucurbitales, Cucurbitaceae. Gene Ontology annotation, molecular function: metal ion binding. The record is from RefSeq and is a predicted model, not a curated record.